Molecule: messenger RNA, 1511 nt
Organism: Paramecium octaurelia
Lineage: Eukaryota; Ciliophora; Oligohymenophorea; Peniculida; Parameciidae
Source: the annotation of a GenBank genome assembly
AUGAGUAGUUAAGAGGAAGAUAAUUAAUUCGAUCAAGAAUAUGAGCAAAACAAUUAACAAAUAGAUGAAUUCGAAUAAAGGUACAAGUAGAAUCAGACAUCUUCUGAGGAUGAAGAACAUUAUUAACACAAAAGCCAUUCGUAAAAUAGUAAGGUUGAAUAGUUGCCAUAAAUACAGUAUUAAUGAUCAUAUCGCAGUAGACCAUAAAAUAAAAUCGAAGCCAUUUAAAAGCAAUUAGAAUUUUAUAAGAAGCAGCCUCCCAAGACUUUGGCAGAAGAAUGUGAGGAUGUGAUAAAUUCAAAAAAUGAAACUUUAAAAGAUCGAAAGAUUCGGGAAUUAGUCUAGAAGAAUAGACAAUUAUUGCUUAGUUACGAGAAGGAAAAGCAAUCUAGAAAGAAACUUGAAGAAUAAGUAAAUAAAGCACUUAAAGAAACUGAUGAAGGAAUCAAGGCUUUGGAUAAAAGCAUACCAAAAGCUCCGAUUCCUAAAGCAGAUCCAUUGGCAAAAGCAUUGAAGGGAUCUGAAUCAUAGAAGGAAGAUCUUGGAGUAGCUGAUGAUUUUAAGAAUAAAUUCAAAGAAGCAGAUAAAAAAGUGUAGGAAUAGCGUGUAAAGUUACAACAGGUGAAAACAGAGUUGAAUAAAGCAAUGAGAAUAAUAUAAAGGGAAGUAGGUGAGAAUGUAAAUUUGGAUCAAUUAUUAAUGGAUGAAAAUGGUUGGAAGGGUAGAGCUUAAUAGAUAGAAAUCCUGAAAUCAAAAGUGAAAGACCUAAAUUCCAAGUUAGGAUCAUCUUCUUAAUAUUCAGAUGUUUCUUAGAUGUCUAGGUAAUCUAAAUCGGAGGCCAAGAAUAAUUCAGAUAAAUAAUAAUAUGAGCUUUUAAAAUCUUAGUUUGAAGCAGUUAAAUUGGAGAAUGAGAAUUUAUAACAGAAGAUAAAAGCAGUAUCAAGUAGGAGAUAAAUAUUGGAAGACCAAAUAAAAGAAGUUAAAGUGGAAUAUGAAAAGAAUAAGAAGGUAAUUUAGUGUAUAUCGAAUUUAGAUACUAUUGGAGAAGAGUGAGAAUGAUGACAAGUACAUAUUCGCAUUGAAAUCUGAAUUAGACAAGUUGAAGAAGAAUUAACCAUAAUAAGAAACCAAAAUAGUUUAUAAGCCAGCGGAUGAUGAGGAGACAAGAAAAUUACGAUAAGAGCUGAAGUAUUGUAAAGAGGAAAUUGGUCGUAAUGAGUAGAUGAUCAAAGAAUUAAUAGCAGAAGUAUUUAUACAAAUGAAUUUAGAAAGUCAAUAGGAGCAAAUAGGAAUUACCUUAGCAAUAAUAGUAAGAGAAAGCUCAGACCAAGCCAAUUCAAACAGAUGAGCGAGUGAAGAAGUUGGAGGAGGAAAUAAAAGUGUUAAAGAGAGAGAGGGAUGAAUUCUUUAAGACCUUGACUAAGGAUGUAGAAACUCAGAAGAUGAUAAAAGAUUUAACUAUGCAAAAUGUAAAAUUGAGAAAUAAGAUUGAUGAUUUAACUAAAAAAUGA